AUGGUGCCGCUCACGUUCGUGCCGGCUGCCAGUACUCCAGCACUCAGAUCUCCGGGAGCGCAUCCCGUGCGAGUUGUUCGCCAUGCACGCGGUGGCGAAGGCGAAGGCGACGUGGUGGAGCAGUUGCUGAAGCCUGGUGUCGUGCUCCUCGAUGUGCGAACGGAGGAGGAGUAUAUGGAUGGCCAUGUUCCAGGAAGCGUGAACAUUCCGCAUACCGAGAUCAAAUAUCGCAAAAACCAGUUGCCACCAGACACGGACACCCCGAUGGUGGUCUUCUGCGCCCGAGGCAUUCGCGCCCAGAUGGCGCAGGAUGUACUGCAAAGCCUCGGGUACACAGACGUGGUGAAUGGCAUGACUUGGCAGGCAGUUCAAGACACCCGUCAGGUAUUAAUCUGCAUCUCAGUGAUGGUGUCACAUGCAGUUGUAGAGCUUUCAAGCAACGACUUCAUCACCAGACUGGCUGAGCAGCAGGCUGGCCGGGACGUGGAGAUGAAAAAUCAGCAGCGUCAGGUCCAGCAACUGAACCAAUCCUUAGCCGAAGUGCAGAAGAUGCUGCAGAUGAGCUAUGCACAGGAGAAGGUUCUGAAGGAUCGCAUACGAGAGCUGGAGUCCAGCCAAGGCCGAACCCAUGUGGCAGGAGAUUACUUGAAGCAUGUCGUGCUCAAGUAUAUCGAGUACUGCCAGAAGGGUGAUCUGAAAUCUCAGUCUUUGGUGCCCGUUCUCUGCACGCUGCUGAACCUUUCGCCAGCGGAGCGCAGAUUGGUGGAACAUUCCUCCGUCCCUUCUCCCCUCCUGCACAUCAACCAGGUGGCAGGCGCGGCGGGCGCCUGGCUCUGGUCCGGAGAGAAGUUGCCGGAGACUGAACCAGAGGGCCUCGGUUGA
Molecule: messenger RNA, 882 nt
Organism: Symbiodinium sp. CCMP2592
Lineage: Eukaryota; Dinophyceae; Suessiales; Symbiodiniaceae
Source: the annotation of a GenBank genome assembly